Messenger RNA from Pogonomyrmex barbatus (red harvester ant), 960 nucleotides. It is a transcript of the gene amrt, whose product is annotated as TM2 domain-containing protein 2 amaretto. The record is from RefSeq and is a predicted model, not a curated record. NCBI's taxonomy places the organism in Eukaryota, Metazoa, Arthropoda, Insecta, Hymenoptera, Formicidae.
GCGUUGCUUGUAUUCUUGCACUUGAGAUUUUCGUUCUCUCUUUCUCCAUUGUUCCUAAGUACAUUUGUACUGAAAAGUUGUAGGGAAUACAAAGCAACGCGAUAAAAUGGACAAAAAAAGGAAAAUAUGAUAUCGCGCAAGUCAGCUAAAAAGAGAAUAGGACUAAGCAAAAAUGAAAUAAUUCUCGUAUUCGCCACCGAACUCCAUGGCACUGACAUUCAUCUGAUUCACACAGGCACUCGCGUUUGUUUACUUUCAUACAUUCCGUGUGUUGCCGUCGCGUCUAAAAUGACAGCCGCGACAAAAUGAGGUUAUAUCUCGCUUUUGCGAUAAUUAUCUGCCUUUUGUGGGAUCGAAAUGAACGUUUAGUGCUCGCAAACAAGAGUGCCGAUCAGCAGCAGGAGUACAGGCCCGAUGGUCCGCUGGUGAUGUGUAAAUUCUUACCUAAGGAAUUUGUGGAAUGCGAGGAUCCGGUUGAUCAUAAGGGUAAUAAGACCGCCAAGGAUGAGAAUUCGGGCUUCGGUUGCGUCAAGUUUGGAGGAUCUCGCUAUGAAGAUGUAGAGAAGACCAAGGUGUCCUGUACGGUGUUACCGGACAUCGAGUGUUUCGGACCGAGGACGUUUUCCCGCGAGGGAAUUCCAUGUAUAAAGUACAGUGAUCAUUUUUUCGCGACGACUCUAUUAUAUAGCAUUCUACUGGGAUUCCUCGGCAUGGAUCGAUUUUGCCUAGGGCAGACUGGUACAGCAGUAGGCAAAUUGCUGACACUAGGUGGCAUGGGCGUGUGGUGGAUCGUCGAUGUUAUCCUUCUGGUAACGAAUUCUUUACAACCUGAAGAUGGCAGUAAUUGGAAUCCAUACGUAUAGCAUUUUGAAAAACCAGGAAUUGCUUUUUGUAUAUAACUUAUAGUUCAUAAUUUGUAAAUAAAUUGUUGUGACUGGAAAUUAGAUCAUGUAGAAUAUA